Osmerus eperlanus (European smelt) is the source of this 1590-nucleotide messenger RNA. It is a transcript of the gene tm7sf2, whose product is annotated as transmembrane 7 superfamily member 2. The transcript is spliced from 11 exons. The coding region runs from base 85 to 1347 and encodes 420 amino acids. Gene Ontology annotation, molecular function: Delta14-sterol reductase activity. NCBI's taxonomy places the organism in Eukaryota, Metazoa, Chordata, Actinopteri, Osmeriformes, Osmeridae. Gene Ontology annotation, cellular component: endoplasmic reticulum membrane; nuclear inner membrane. The record is from RefSeq and is a predicted model, not a curated record. Gene Ontology annotation, biological process: cholesterol biosynthetic process.
UGGGACUGUUCUCGGGCGAGAGGCGUGAAACCAAACUUGCGGAGAUGACAGCGACGCGCAGCUAAGGAAAGAAGGAGACAGAACAUGAAGCCCACACAAAAAAAAUCACAUUCAGCUGAGAGGGAAUUUGGAGGAACUUUAGGGGCUACAUGUAUUCCAGUCUUCCUGCCUCUCACGGUCCUCUACCUACUGUGUGUGUGUCGCUCCCCGGCCGCCAGCGUCCUCCAGUGGCCCCCGCUCCUGCCUCCUGCCAGCCAGCUAUGGGACCCCCUGGCCCUGCUGCUCAUACUGGGCUGGGUGGUCUUCCAGAGCUUCCUCUACCUGUUACCAAUGGGAAAGGUUUCUGAGGGAUUGGUUCUGAGAGAUGGAUCCAGACUCAAGUAUCCUAUAAACGGUUUUUCUGCUCUUUGCAUCAGCGCCGGGCUGUUUGCUGUUCUGCUAUGGCUGGGGAUGCCUCUGGGGUCUCUGUUUGAACUGAUGUUGCCGUUGGCGGUGUGCGCCAUCGGAGUGUCCUUCCUCCUCUCCCUCUACCUCUACAUCCGCUCCUUCUGGGCCUCUGCCCCGGCCCUCGCACUGGGGGGCAACACAGGUAACCCCCUGUAUGACUUCUUCAUGGGACGCGAGCUGAACCCCCGGAUAGGAGUGUUCGAUCUGAAAUAUUUCUGUGAGCUAAGACCAGGUCUGAUUGGCUGGGUUGUGGUCAACCUGGGGAUGCUUAUGAAAGAGGUAGAGCUGAGAGACUCACCAUCCCUGGCCAUGAUUCUGGUCAACAUCUUCCAGCUGCUGUAUGUAGCAGACGCCCUGUGGAAUGAGGAGGCGGUUCUCACCACCAUGGACAUUGUGCAUGAUGGCUUUGGCUUCAUGUUGGCGUUUGGGGACCUGGCCUGGGUUCCUUUCGUCUACAGUCUUCAGGCUGCCUUCCUCGUCAUCCACCCCCAGACCCUGACCCCUCUCAAGGCCACUGCUAUAGUAGCACUGAACGGAGUGGGAUAUUUUAUUUUCCGAAGAUCCAACUCUCAGAAGAAUCAGUUUCGACGUGACCCCACACAUCCCAGUGUUGCAAAGCUGGAAACCAUCGCCACAGCAACAGGGAAGCGCCUGUUGGUGUCUGGGUGGUGGGGGCUUGUUCGACACCCCAACUACCUUGGUGACCUCCUCAUGGCCUUGGCAUGGUCUCUGCCGUGUGGUUUCUCCCACCUCUUGCCUUACUUCUACGUGGUGUAUUUCACCAUCCUGCUGAUUCACCGCGAGGCUCGCGAUGAGAGGCAGUGCAGGGCCAAGUACGGCCUAGCCUGGGACACCUACUGCAGACGAGUACCCUUCCGGAUCUUUCCAUACAUAUACUGAACUGUGUCGCUCCCACCGUCAAGGAAGAUUCGGCACGACGUCUUGGAUUGUGCAUUUUGUGGAAGUGCAUUUUUCAAAACCUGAUCAACUGACCCUUUCAAGGUGGACAUUCUCCACCUCCCUUGUGAUGAAAAAGGUGUAUUUUUCUUAAAUAUUACAUUGUACUGGGGCCUAAAUAAAAAUAUGUUUUUUCUGUCACUUUUUAUUGUAAUACAUUAGCACUAUGAUAUUCAGUUUGGUAUA